This is a messenger RNA of Lymnaea stagnalis (great pond snail), 12874 nucleotides long. NCBI's taxonomy places the organism in Eukaryota, Metazoa, Mollusca, Gastropoda, Lymnaeidae. The record is from the annotation of a GenBank genome assembly.
AUAUAACUAAAUCUUGUUUUUCUGUGCCGCUGCUUCGCCGGUGGAAGAUAAGUAAAGUAAUAAAAAUCAUCAAAGAAUGUCUAGCUUUCCGAAACCUUUAAAGAUGUUUCUGGUGUCAGUAACUGUGCUGCCACAAAAGGAAGGAAUAGAUCUACCUAGAUUCAUCCAGAAACUAGCAAAUCUUCUCGCUGAUUAUUCAACUGCAACCCGUGUUGUGUACAAAUUCAAAGUAAGUUCUUUAUUAAAUUGGCCUAGUUGCUUCAUUCUCGCUUUUCUUAGAUCAGCACAAAAUUUUUUGUAACCACUUAUGGUGAUUACACUCCUGCGUGCCGAUACCCGUGCCAUAAUUGUAUUAUCAUUUCAAUGUGUGUGCAUAUAAUAUAUAUGAUUCGUCAUGUACAAUAUUUGGUAUUAACAGGGUCUACUUGCUAAUUUUGCUCUAAGUUACAGUUAAGGCUUAAACUUGAAGCUACUAAACUAAAGUUAACUAAACUUAAACUUAAACUAUUUUACUAUUUAUUUAUAAUUUAUAGUCUACUACUAACUAGGCCCAACUUAAAGUUUAAAGUUAUCUAAUUAACACUAAUUUAGUUUUAGUUAAUUUCUCUGUCACUAGUGACUAGGUAUAGUCUUGGGUAAAAGUGCAGUUCAGGUGCGUAUAUUAUUUCUUAGCGCAUUUCGUAUUUUAAAAUUUUUUUAUCAUGUAAACUUAGGUGUAUUCUUUAAUAAUUUAAUACAGGCAGUUAUAGUUAACUAAUUCUGAAUUAUUAAUCGCAUCUUUUCUUUUUAUUUUACUUCUAAAGAGUCUUUAAACAUCCCCCAACCAAAGUGACACAGCCCCCAUUUGUUUGUAUUUUUCUUUUUACGCUAUGCCAGAUUUUUAGCCACCUAUAAGUUAGUAUGCUAAAUGAAAUUUUCAAACUAAGCAUGUUCACAAAAAAGAAUGAAAUACUAGAUUUUUCAUUACGCACAAGCCCCCCUCCCCCUCCUUUCUUUUUUUCUCUCUCAGAGAGCUCGGAAUAUAGGGGUUGUCCUUUGAAGUCGGGAGGGGGGGGGGAUUAGAAGUGGAUCACUGAGUAAGCAGUGGACACACACGUCAUUGUCCUGGACCUGGUGUGAAGCUGAUCACCCUGAAGGCUGCUAUUACACUGUCCGUGAUUGGUCAGCUCUAAUUUGAGCACCCCCUCCUCUUUUUUCGUAUGCAAAUGCGCUUAUUACUGGUGACUGAUUUGCGCUGAGUAAAGUGAGGGCUAGUGAUGAUUUUUUUUAUAUUAUAAGACGGACUCGUUUUUGUUUUGCGGUAUUGUUGGUUGUAGGAUCAUUUUGUUUAAAAUGGCAGGACGACUAAGAAACAAUAACUAAAAUUGUUGAUGCAACAGGCAUUUUUAAUGGUGCAGCAUUUGGUUUAUACGCGCACCUUGUGGGGCAACAAAUAACGUUAAUACAACUGGAAUUUCUCCUAAGGCGCUCGUAACAAUUGCAAUGUGGCUUGUAAGCUGGGUUCGUAUGCAGAGGCGUAGCUAGGUGGGGGCAGGGGGGGACAGAUGUCCCCGGGCGCCAGCUAGUUAGGGGCGCCAAAAUGUGCUUUGAUAUUAUUUUAUUGAUGAAAAUAAUGGGUUUGAGAGUUGAAAAAAAAAAAGGGGGCGCUAAAAAUGGAUCUUGUCCCCGGGCGCAAAACACCCUCGCUACGCCACUGUUCGUAUGUCAAGUAUGUGAGCUCCCCAUAAUUAUCGGGAUCUGCAUAUCAUCCGAAACGGGAUCUCACCCGAAACAGGGUCUCACCGUAACCGGUAUCCCGCCAGGAUCGGUAACCCACUGGAUCGGGAUCCCACGGGAUCAGGAUCUCACUAGAAUCAAAAUCCUAUCGGGAUCGGAAUCUCACCGAAAUGGGAUCACACCAGAUUGAGAUAUCAUUUAGUUUGGGAUAACACCGGAAACGGAUCUCACCGGGAUCGGUAUCUUACCCGGAUCGGGAUCCCACCAUGACCAGGAUUCUAUCGGAAUCACAUCGGCGGAUCGGGUUCGGGAUCCCAUCAUGAUCCUUCCGGGUGACAUCGGAAAACGGGAAAAAUGAAAGGUUUACAUAAGUUAUUUUACUUGUUUUUAAUAGGAGACAAAUUAAUUAUUAUUAUUUUUACUAUAUUGUUGUCGUUUUGUUGUUGACAUUUCCUUUAAUAACAAUGUGAACUAAAAGGACGUAGCAGAUGUUUUUUUCUGAAUGCAGCCCCAGACAACUCCGGUUAUGGUUGAUAGUAAAGUUAUAAAAUAAAUAGAUCAUUUAUUUUAACAAGAUUCAUCCAAUUGGGCAACUUUUAUAAAGUAUCUUUAAAGACAGAAGAGUUAUCCUUGAUUUACCACAAUGGCUCCGUAAAACAUGAAAGAUUCAUAAAAAUGUACUUUUUUUAUCUCGUAAAAUUUGUUAAAUUGUUGUGUUGUAUUCCAAUAAAAAGAUGGUAUAUAACUUUUAAAAUACUUUUUAUAAAGAAUUAACAUAAGUUUACACUGGAAAAUAAGAGAUUCAAACAGAAAUAAUAUACGCACCUGAACUGCACUUUUACCUAGUCUUGCCCUUUUAGGGCUUAGUCUUAGAUUUAGUUUUAGUACUGUUGUUGUUUGUUAAUUUUUAGUUGAUAGUUGGAACGUUACCCUAGCGACAUUACCACCGUGUAGGUGACCUGUGCCGCAAGGCAGGGGUAACGCACGGAAUCUGCGUUAAGGCGAGCACGAUUACAUGGCCCCCCACCAAGUGCAAUCGACAAAAACUUUUUUUUUAACGCAGAAACAGGUUGGGACAUGAUUACAGUUGCCGUAUGGAUAUGAGGUGAAGGCGUGUGGCAACCUUUCACCGAUGAUUUUAACUAUGCAGUAUUGAGGGUACUGCUCCUAGGCAAUCUCUCUCUCCCAUCUACGGUGCGAAUUAGUCCUGUCGUAGAAUAACCAUAAAACCCUAUUAGAGGGCGUCGGUUAAAAAAACUUCGCGUCUCCCUGGAGUGGGAAGGGGGGACUUAGAGACGUUAAAUAUAUCCACUCCAAACCCCUAGAAAGUCCGGCCCGGUUGCUGCGUGAGCAGCAACAGCAACCCGGCUGGCCAGGUGUUUCUUCUCUGGGGCUGCCACACUCACCGGCCAGUCGAGUGGAGGUCGGGUGUGGCGGUCUUAGGGGCGGAACGUCCCUGGCGUGCCGCUUCGCGGCCCGAUUGGAAUAAAUACCACUGGGGAAGUGGUUGAGGGCCGAUCUGGUUGGCGGGGUGGUGUGUCGGGGGGGACCAUAUGAGCCUCGGCUCGGCGUCCGCUGAUUUUCUUAAGUUAAUUAGUUAGUUGAUAGUUGUAGUCUUACUCGACUCUUAGUCUUGCAGCUUUAACAUAUGGUCUAAAUUCUAAUUAUAGGUCCUACUAACCUUAGUGGAAAUAAGCUAAUUAGUUAAGAGUAAGAGCUAAAUUAAAUUGAUGAUUAGGUUUAUUGUAGGCACCUUGUCCCUAUAUAAAAGUGUAACAAUGGACACUGAAAUGUUGAAUACUUUUUAUAAAUUAAACACAUACGUACGGAAACAUUCAAAGGCGAAUGGUGGAAUUAAAUUCAAAUUUAUCACUAUGCUAAAUAUUAUUAAUAGCCUUAUCAUGUUUUUAUUAUUUUUUACCUUUAACAAAACCUUACUUUUUUGCCUAAUAAAUUUGAUAUUCAUAGAAUCCUUUUAAAAUGUAAAAAGUAGCCAGCUAACACAUAAAGUCUAUUAUGUAUUAUGCCUAAUCAUGCCUAAUGAAAUAACAGAAUGAAAUGACAAUGAAUGGGCCUAAUGUAAUAAUGGUUUGGAUUUCUGUUUGGAUCUAUCUUUUUAGCUUACACUUUCUAUUGAUAUAUUUAUCAUAUAUGUCUUUGACCCUGUUGUUCAUGGUGGAAAAAAUUUACUCCAUACAAGGCCAUACUUAAAUGUUUAAAUUGUCAUUAAAUUAGGUAGUCAUUUUCACUUCACUCAUCUUAAAUGAUGAAGACAAUUUCCUGAAUUUUAAUGAAGUAGAUUGACAUUAUCUAAAACUUCAUUCAAAUUUACUUUAUAAAAAGCAUAAGUAUAUGUGCAUCUUGUGUUUAUACUUUAAAAUUUGUUAAUUGGUUGAUAGAUGAACCUACAUAACUCUCUCUCCUCACUUUCGCCUGACGGCUUUACUUUCUCCCAUACCCUCUCAUCAGUGCCGCCACACGAGUUCUGGAGACCCCUGCCACGUUUAGAUUUUGUGUCCCCUGCUUUCAAAGUUUACAUUUUUUCUACCCGCAGUUGCUCUGCCUUUCCUACACUCUCCCCUUACUCUCUCUCACUUGCCCAUCCAGCCCAUCCAGUUGCCCAACUUAUCAUCCAUUAACUAUCUUUGCAUUCUCUCACUUAACCCUACCAUAUCACCCCCAGGCUCUCCCUUAGACAUUUAUCCUUUGACCCCCUUACCCCGACAUCACCUUUAACCCUUUUGCUCCCUACCCAAUGUUCCUCAGUGUUUCAUAAUGCAAAGCUAGGAGUGGAGUUCUUAAAUUAUUGCAAGCUCAAAAAACUUCUAUACACCUAUCAGACCUGCUAACCAUUCCGAUUUUGUCGGAAUUAUACAGAUUUUUUACCCCUCAUUCCAACCUUCCGACAAACCCCUUAAAAUUUCGUUUUUUAUAAUUUUAUAAUUUUUCACCUGUCAUAAAAAUCCGAAAGCAGCAAAAAAAAAAAAAAAAAAAAAAAAAAAAAAAAAUAUAUAUAUAUAUAUCGGGUAAGACAGGAAUUGUUGCAUUUAUUUUUACGAAGUGUCUACAAAUCCGGCGACAGGAUGAAUAAGUGAAUAUGUUCUCGAGAUAUUCGUCUGGCCAUUAUAUAUUUGACCAAAUCACAUGACCAGCGUAACAAAGUUGAGCGAGGUAUUUGUCCGUCAGCUUUGUCAUAUGACCGCUAAUUGUCUAUCAGAGUUUGCAGUACCGGGUACUUCAUUUCAACAAAUUCAAGAUAGUCUGGACAUUUACAUGAAAAAGAAAUCUAUUCUACAAAAGAAAUACUAGAACCAUUCUGGUAUAUAUAUUAUAUUAUAUAUAUAAUGAACGAUUGUUUAAAAGUGACAAUGUUUUUUAUAAAGUGUGACAUGCCCACCAGAUGAAUAUCUCCCGCACUAUUUGUCCUGAUGUAUAGACACUGCCUUGUUUUUAUCGAAGCUUACCGCGAUCUUCAAAUCGUUCUUCAAUCAUCAAUUGAUUCGAUCGUGAUUCAUCCUUUUUACAAGGCUAAAAAAUAAUUCAGACUUUUUUUUUGUUAAAGCUUUUCUUAAUUAAAUCGUUAAAUCUAUUGAAAGUAGUGGGUACAAUGGUAUUAAUAAACAUUUUAACCCCCAAUAAACCAUACAGCUGCAGCUAAAACUAAAAUUAAAAGUAAUCCAUGUCUAAUUAAAAGUUUCUUUGCUAAGGAAUCCGAUCAUUUUAAUGCCAGAGUCAAAGAAAUGUUUCCAGACUCGCAGAUUGCUAGAGAUCGUGAAUAAAAAUUACAGGGCAAGCAUGAAAGUUGAUACUCUUUCUAACUUGCUUGUAACUAAAAUCAAUUGCAAUGCUAACCUUCAUUUGUCCAAAGAGCUGUUGGACAUGUGCCAAAAGGCCUCUAGGUAUAUGCUGGAAAACUGAACUCUUAGCAGCCUGAGUACAUAUGUAAAUAAAAUGGAUCUUCUGUCCUGUACUGUAUAAAAACAUUUCCAGUAACAUUUUUCUCAUGUUAUGUGGACUCUUCUAAGACAACUGGAGGGUUGGCGGCCCUCCUUCCCCCCUGCAUGCAACCUCCCUAAAGAUUUUUUUAGGCAGGUUGACAGGUCUGCCCUAGAUUUCCUAUAAACUCAUUUAACUUAUGCCUCCAAAUUCUCCCUUUGGCAUCUAAUUUCCUGUGAUCACUGGGAUUUUUUAUACCAUCCUUGAUUGUAAUUUUUCUCAGCUAGGAUUUUUUUGUUAUUACUCCAUUCUGUUGUAGCUAAUUCUGAUUCUCAUUUAGGAUGGCUCGGCAAGGACAAAGGAAAAAAAAAUUCUUUUGACUUCCAAAGCUAUCUUUCACCCUGAAACUGACAUUUGUCCUGCUUAGACAUGAGUUGUAACUAGUACAGUUAAAGACUAAAAAUAUGAUUAAUUUAACAAAAUAAAAUGAGUAAAACAAAGUAGGGUUAAACCUGAAAAAAUAAAUGCAACAAAACAGCGAACGUGUCGGCAGAAAGCCUUCGUCAGCGAACAAAACAACAGAAAAAACGGUAUACAAAUAAAAAUAAGAAAUAGUACUUAGCUGGUAAGUAGUAUCUGUGGGCAGCAAUAUUAUUUUGUACUAACCUGAUUGCAGUCUCUCCCCUUAUUACCCCUAAUUUAACAAAAGAUCAAUUACAUCUGAUAUCAAGGCAUAAAGUAAUAAGACAACUAAAAUAAUAUAUCAUUUAUCCAAAUUAGCAUCACAGUAAUUUUUUUUUUCAAAAGUAUGCUUCACAGACAAAGAGUUCUAAUGUGACCACAAAUAAUUGUGAAUUUUUCAGACACCCAUGGUCCCUAAAGGAUUUUGAAUAAAUGGUUGCCUUACUGUUUCAGCUGAAACUAACUUUUCCCCACUGCGAUUCAUUUUUCCAUACUAUUUUAAGAUCAAUUCCUCAGCUUUGAUUUUUAUUCUUCCCAUCACUAUCAAAUGUAUUGCUUAACAGUUGUUUCUAAAUUAAGUACCUCUCUUCCUUAAAGUUUCCUUACAAACCAUACAAAAAAUAUAUACCUUUAAAAAAAAAUGCCUGUAUAUACUUAUUUGUGAGAGAUGUUAAAAUGUUUUUUCUCUCAUCAUGGCUUUCAGGUGCUUGCUGUUUUAGUUAAUUUUUUUAUGACAUUAAUUUCAAGAGUCUCAAACUUACUUACGAAGCAUUUUUUAAAAAAGUUUCAUGACUCAUUUAUUUAAUGGUCUCCAAGCAAUCAGAAUGCUGCAAAUUUGUAUUUAAAAUAAACAAUAUAAUUGUGUCUGCAGCGUGGACAUUUUUAUUUUAAUUAUCCAGGCUUUAGUCUUGUUAGACAGUCCGAAGAAUUAAUAAUUUAUAUUCAUUCAUUAUCUGCCACCAAAAUGUAUGGAGUGUGAACAGAGGCAUACUUUGACUGAAUGCAGCCUGGGAAACUCCUAAAAUUUCUUCUCUCUAACAAACACUUAUGUGAUUUAUCUAAAUUUUUAAAUAAGCCCCAAAAGUGUUGCCAGGGUUGUUGCCCCCCUUUGCCACAUCCUAGUUAAGCCAUUGAGUUUUAAAGUAUGUUUGUCAAAACUUUAUUGUUGUAAUGAUGGAAAGCCUUUGAAAUGGCCUGCUUGAGAAAUUUUGACUAUUUGUGUAAGUGUAAAAAUUAAAGCAUGUUGAGGUAAACAUAUUUUAAAAAAAAUAUUAAUAGACAUAGUCAUUGAAAUGAAACAUGUUGUUGGAUACAAGGGAGCACAAAAGGGGGUGGCACUUGUCCAUUAUCACACCAACGGGAGUAUACUUGUAGAAUUAGCUCUAUAUAAGCACAGAAAUGUUAAAACUUAAAUGAAGUUGAUAAGGUAUUAAUAAGAUGGUAUGAAAGAAACUCUCGAAACCAAAGUAAUGGGGCUGAGAACUUGGAGGAGGAAGGGAGGCUAAAAUAGAACAUGCUGUCAAGAAAAUAUUGUAAUUAGAACACCCACUCAGGAUAUGAGCUGGAUUUAGUGCAUUUUUUAACAAUAGCUCUGUGUGUCUGAUAUUCCAGAAUUCUUUAUCUGUUAUGAAAAAAGCUGAUAUUCUAUCAGACUAUUAAUUUAGAGUUUCAAAAACAGAAACUUGGUACAGAAGCAGAUAAGACAGGAUUACUUCUCUUUAAAAGUUUUAGAAUAGCUAGUGAAGUGUUUUUAUAGAGGAAAUCAUACUAAGGUGUUGGCUAUGCUUUAAAGAAAGUGCAGAUUCUUGAUUUGUCAAAUUCAAGAUGAUAUGAAGAAACAUACAUUUCCAACUUUCUCAACAAGUUUCCAGACAUCACAUUAUCACUCACCAGCAAUCUCUUUGUUCAAAACUUUGUAGGUAAUAGCUUAAAUUCUUCUCAUACCAAGAAAUGAAUUACACAUUACUCAACCUAUCAAUAAUGAUAAUAAUUUUGACUGAACUGAAUAAAAAACUUUAAUAAAAAUUUUUUUUUUUUUUUACAAAACUAACAAUAAUAAUUUUUCUCCUCUCUAUUAGUCAAACUGUAUUUUAAUUAAAGGUCACCUUUAGAUGUUUGAUUGAUGCAACCUAGAAACAAUUAUGAGUUUAUUUGAAGUUGGUGAUUUAUGGCACCUAUUUCUUGGGAAACUAUAAAGUUAAUUUUAAACCCUGGUAACCUUAAUUGCGAACGUAAACGUUAUGGGAUCUAAAUUUUGACAAUUUCUUUUCUUCACACAUUUUGGACUGAUAAGCUUAAUGGCUAUUUUGACUCAGGCAACCAUUUUUUGUUCCAGAAUAAAAUUCUUGGUUACUUUGUGUUGUUUAUUUAUGCCAUCCUGUUGUCCUAAUAUACAUUUAAAUCUUUGUGUUUGUUUGGGAUUUAUGAGUUCUUUAGAUUUAUCUCCCCUAUUUAAAUUUGAAGUCUUUUAUGUAAUAUUGAUUGAUUACUAUUUUUAAAAAUCUCAACUUAAAGGAGCGAGACACAACUAGUUUAAAGCUGUUGUACUCAGAAGCAUUAGUUAUCUCUAUUAUUCAUUCAGUUGUAUGGUUAUCCAGACUGGCGUAUUAUAUACAGUUAUUAUUAUUAUUAAUUAUUUUUUUUAUUUACUUAUUUAUUUACUUUUUUAGGUAUCUGGAGAGUCUAGAAUACUUUCCGGUAAGCCUUUAUUAUAUGUUCAUAAUUUAUAUAUGCUCAUUUAUGCAAAUAUUGUUUAUGGAAAUUUUUUUUUUUAUUUGUUCAAUUUCAUUAUUUUAUUUUCAUUUUAUAAUUUAAAAAACCAAUAACAUUGCCCGUAUUGCAUCCAGACAUAGGUCCUUAAAACAUUAAUUAUAUUAUUAUUCAAGCGCCAUUCUGAUAGCUUAUAAACUUGUCUGCUCCUAAAGAUUUUCUCUUUUGUGGUGUAUACAUAUUCCUGCAGUAUACUUGAAAUACUAAUUUUAAAAAUUCUUCUUUGAUGUUCAUUUAUCAAUGACCUUACCUUCCUGGGUAGACUUUGAUGAAUUGCAUGCAGCAUGUUCACUUUCAAAGAGAUGGCUGAAGCAGAUAAAUUGAGCAAUAAGUAUUUUCAGGUUUAAUUUCUUUAAAGGAUGGACAGUGGCAAAAUUUAACAAUAAAGUUUUUCUUAAUUACAUUUUAAUGUUACAUCUUCUUGAUUAAUCGAAUAAAUUUUUUUCAUGUACCCAAAAUAAUAAUGUGGCUGUCCAGCUUGUUUUUCAGGCCAGCUUUAAAAUCAUCUUUAGAAAUAAUGAGUUCUCUUAAUUAAAAUCAUACAAAUUAAUGUAUGAUAAUUCAGCUGUAUUAGACCAUGAUGACUUUCUGUGUUUCAUCAUAAUUAACAAGCAAAUGUUUAGAUUUAAUUCGAAAUUGUAGCUAAAAGCAUUUUCUGAUUUUAUUUCUUAAAGUUUUUGGCUGAAAGUUGAGUAAAUUUAAUAAGUGUUAUGUGAGAAAACUUACAGCAAAUGUGUCCCAAAUGAGUGACACAAAUAUUUCAUAAAUAAUGUGUUCAAUAACCAAACACAAACUUGUUAUUGAUCCUUUCUUUUUAAUACUAUAAUUUUUUAUUAGGACAGUUACAUGUCUCUUACUAAUUUAUUUCUAAUAUCUAUGAGAAAUUAUUUUUCUUUUGAUUAUUUAUGUUUUGCAAUUUGAUAAUUGUCAAGCUGAAAUGUAAUUCUGUCAGUGGAUGAUGACUUGCUAACUUUUGCUAUUUAUGCUAAGUAGGAAAUAUAUCUCACUUUGUCAUUGUCAUGUUUAACCUACAGGUAAUAAAAAAAAAUAGAGAUAAGAAAACAGUUAUUUAUAAAUUAAAAUUAGGACUUGAGUUGAUGUGGAAAAUUUAUUUUUCUUAAAAUGUAUUACAACUUUAUAUAUAUAUAUAUUCUAUAUUCUAUAUGAAGAAAAAAGUAUAUAUAUAUAUAUAUAUAUAUAUAUACUUUUUUCUUCAUAUCAGGUGUCUUAUAAUUUUUAAUAUUAUUUAAUGUUAUUGUUUUUUCAAAGAGUUAAUUCAUUUACAUUGUUUUUGUUUUUUUGGCAACAAUUUUUAUUUCCUAAGACUAUUUUAACUGUUUCCGUAUAUUUAAACUUGUCAUUUAAGUUGUCCAAGCAUCCAACAUCAUUGGCCUGGAGCGAACAAUUGGAGGUCUGUGGAGAUUAGGAGCUGUUGAUGUAGAAUGUCAGCCCAUUGUCAGCUAUGAAAACUUUGCUCGUGGUAUCAAAGUUUCUGAUCAUCUAACCAAGCCUAACACUGGUGGUCUUGCCAAAGAGGGUCUUUACUGGCUAGAAUUUGAUAUUGAGUAUGAUGGUAAGUGGCUGUUAUGGAUAAUUUAGGACAUCAUAUAUAUGGAGGAUGUAUAUACAGAUAUGUGCACACACAAAAUUGGAUGUAAUAUAAUAAAAUAAUAUGUAUUUUUAAUGAAUUAUUAAAGAAGUCUUAGUGCCUUUUUAGUCAUGUUAUUUUAUUGUGCCAGGCAAAAGCACAGAUGAAUUGGUCACUAUCUGGAGGAAAGAAGCAGAGGCGGUGCUUACAUCAAGGCUCAAAGAUGGCACAUCUAUAGAACUCUAUAAAGCUGUCGCCCAGAGAAAGGUUGGUUUGAGAGAAGCAUCUUUUAAGAAAAACUUCUGAAAAUUAAUAACCCUUUUUAUUUUUAAACAUAUAAAUUAAAUCAGUUUGGAAAAUCUAAUGGUGAGGAAAUUUGUACUUUAAAGCUCCAUAAUGUGUUACGUUGCCUGUAUUUUUUUAAAGUUAAAUUUGUUUGGUUUUUGUGUGGUCUAUUAUUAUUGUCUUAAAGUCAUAGCAGUUGGUAUGUAAUAAUAAUAAGACGUCUUUUAUAGCGCGGUACCCCAGCCUAGGGCUGGGCUCACCGCGCUGUACAUAAAAAUUUUAUCAAGAGACAUAAUCAUGACAUUAAAAUAAAGUACAUUUAUGAAAUAAAGAACAGCAAUGUAUAUUCACCCACCCCACCACAUAACUUUUACAAGGCAACCCAUGGACGGCAGCCAGCAAGAUCGUUUAUCGGUCAGAGGAGGGGAAUCAGUCAGGGUAGUAUAAUUUAAAAAGAUAUGUUUUGAGUGCAGUUUUGAAGGCCUGGGUGGUUGGUAUAUUGCGUAUGUUUAGUGGCUAAGAAUUCCAUUGUUUGGGGGCGCAGAAAGAGAAAGAUCGUUCACCAUAUGUUUUAGUGUGUGUCUUAGGAACGGACAGAAUAUGCGUGUCUGCAGAGGAGCGAAGCUGUCGAAGGAGUGAAUGUACUAAGUAUUUUACAGAUUGGCCUCUUGAGUCUUAUAUGAUGGAUAAAGGUGGAUGUGGGUUUUAACUAAAAUGUAAAAAAAGUUAGAUACAAAGUUUACUUUUUUCUUUCCUGUUUCUUGGAAUGGUCAACUUUGUGAACUAAACAUCAUAAUUAAUUCCAUGGAGCCUGUGUUUAAAAAAAAACCAACAUAAGUUUUAAAACUGUAUAUUCUUUUCAGUUUGAAUCAGUUGUGUGUUUGAGCGGUUCCACUAUAUCUAUUCCUGUAGGUUCAUGUAUUCAUCAAUGCUGCUGACCCUGAACAGAUUGACAUGCUGGCCCUGCAGUUGCCGCUCAUGCAGGAAAAUGGGGCCAAUGUUCACCUCAAGUGUAAAGCCCUGCAGUUCCUGGAAGACUACACUUCACGAAUAACCAGUGAAUCCAUCUAAGCCUUUCCGUUUUAUAGCAGCGGUAAUAAUGGUUGUAUAGAUUUUGGUUCGGUACCAGAAUAAGACGGGGAGAACUCAUUUUGUUAAAUUGGUUGUAUAGAAACAACUUUUAAAUUACCAGCCUUUUCAGCUUUCAUCCCAGGUAAAGUUUCUCAUCGAGCAAUUGCACCUAUUUAAUGUUGCUUAAAACAUUCAAGGGCAAAUUAGCUUGAAAAAUCUUUGUGAUUUUUAUUAUAUAACUGUUUUUGUAAAGAGAAAUGUUUGGCCAAAGUUACUGUAUCUUUGUUUAAAAACUGUGUUUGAGAAGUUAUCUUGCAUGUAGUUUGAAUUUACAGCCAGGGUUUUAUAGGAUUUACUCGUAACAUUUUAAAACAGGGUUUAACAUAACUUUCAUUGAACCUAGUUUUCUUCUCCACUUUUUUAUUAAUGUACCAGUGCAUUUAUUAUUUUAAAAAGCUCUGUUCACUGUUAGAUCUUGUUUUUCUAAUCGCUGAACAGAUGGAGCAUUAUGUUGCAGUAUCUGCCAUGGUGGGCAUGAAAUUUUUGAGCUGUGUAAAUAUCUUGAGAUAUAAUAAUUUCCAGUAGAGGUUGUGAGCUGGCAUACUUAAUUAUAUAUUGAUUCUAGUAGAGCGUAAUUGAAAUAUUGGUCAAACUUAAUGAAAUGUUGAAUCCUAUGGUUUGGGCUCAGCUUAAAAUUUCAUGUCAGCUUAACUCAGCUUUUUUGGGGGCAUUAUUAAAGUUAAAGACUAUUUUUCUUUAGGCUGCAUCUUGAAGUAGGGAUGAUGGUGUUACCAAUGUUUUUUUAAGGAGUUUUCUGGUGAUUUUAUCAAAAAACAUCUUUUUAUUGUUUGCAUGUUGAUGUCUCUGUUAUUCCAGACAGCUGACGAUGAUAUUUAAUGAUUCAUAAUCUAAGAUGACUUAUGUAAUCUUUUUAUUGGAUAUUAAUCAUGAAUUGUUCCAUUUUUUAAAAAAUUCAUAUAUUUUUUGUUCGGACAUUUGUAACUAUUUUCUUAUUAUUUGUAUCCAUGUUACAAUAAAAUUGUUUAU